Molecule: messenger RNA, 3363 nt
Organism: Molossus molossus (Pallas's mastiff bat)
Lineage: Eukaryota; Metazoa; Chordata; Mammalia; Chiroptera; Molossidae
Gene: BAG4
Product: BAG cochaperone 4
Exons: 5
Coding region: 193-1566 (457 amino acids)
Biological process (GO): protein stabilization
Cellular component (GO): nucleus; cytoplasm; membrane
Molecular function (GO): protein-folding chaperone binding; adenyl-nucleotide exchange factor activity
Source: RefSeq, a predicted model, not a curated record
CCUUCGACCCCAGAGUCACUGGCAUCAGUCCCUUAACCCUCCGGACUCGGCAGCCGAAAGGGCGGGAGCUGGCCUGGGAUUGGCUGUUGUCGGCCGACCCCCUUCACUAUUGUCCAUUCCUCCUUGCUGGUUGGCGCCUGCGCAUUGGACCGGCUGUGGGGGGCGGGAAGCUCUUAGGGGCAGUAAGAGCCCAUGUCGGCCUUAAGGCGUUCGGGCUACGGCCCCAGUGACGGUCCAUCUUAUGGCCGCUAUUACGGACCCGGGGGUGGAGAUGUGCCCGUGCACCCACCUCCAACCUUAUAUCCUCCUCGCGCUGAACCUCCCCAGCACCCCAUUUCCUGGCGGGUGCGCGGGGGCGGCCCGGUUGAGACCACCUGGACCGGAGAAGGCGGAGGAGGCGAUGGCUACUAUACCUCUGGAGGCACCUGGACCGAGCCUGGUCGAGCUGGAGGAAGCCACCAGGAGCAGCCACCAUAUGCUAGCUACAAUUCUAACUACUGGAAUUCUCCUGCCCGACCUAGGGCUCCUUACCCAACUACAUAUCCUGUAAGACCGGAAAUGCAAGGCCAGAGUUUGAAUUCUUAUACAAAUGGAGCAUAUGGCUCACCAUACCCCACUGGCCCUGGGGCAAAUACUGCCCCAUACUCUGGGGCUUAUUACACACCUGGAUAUUCUCAGACCAGUUACUCCACAGAGGUUCCAAGCACCUACCGUUCACCUGGCAGUAGCCCAACCCCAGUCUCUCGUUGGAUGUAUCCCCAGCAGGACUGCCAGACUGAAGCACUUCCUCUUAGGGCGCAGGUUCCAGGAUAUCCUGCUUCACAGAACCCUGGAAUGAGCCUGCCCCCUUAUCCUUAUGGGGAUGGUAAUCGUAGUGUUCCACAACCGGGACCAUCCGUACGACCACAGGAGGACUCAUGGGCUUCUCCUGGUGCUUAUGGAAUGGGAACCCGUUACCCCUGGCCUUCACCUGCGCCCUCGGCACCACCUGGGAAUCUUUACAUGAGUGACAAUACUUCACCAUGGCCUAGUAGUGGCUCUCCUCAGACACCUCCGUCACCACCACCCCAGCAGCCCAAGGAUUCCUCAUACCCCUAUAGCCAAUCAGAUCAAGGCAUGAACCGGCACACCUUUCCUUGCAAUGUCCAUCAGUACGAGUCGUCAGGAACAAUGAACAGUGAUAAUUCAGAUCUUUUGGAUACCCAAGUCCAGUAUAGUGCUGAGCCUCAGCUGUAUGGUAAUGCCACCAAUGAACAACCCAGCAAUCAAGAGCAAAGUAAUAAUCUUCCUGAAGAGUGUUUGUCUGCAGAUGAAGGUACUCCUCCAAGUAUUAAAAAAAUAAUACAAGUGCUGGAGAAGGUCCAGUAUCUUGAGCAAGAAGUAGAAGAGUUUGUAGGAAAAAAGACAGACAAAGCAUACUGGCUUCUGGAAGAGAUGCUAACCAAGGAACUUUUGGAACUGGAUUCAGUUGAAACUGGGGGCCAGGACUCUGUCCGACAGGCCAGGAAAGAGGCUGUUUGUAAAAUCCAGGCCAUACUGGAAAAAUUGGAAAAAAAAGGAUUAUGAAAAGAUUUAGAACAAAGGGGAAGCCUGUUACUAACUUGACCAAAACUCUUGAUUUUGGUUAAUUACCCUCUUUUUGAAAUAUCUGUUGAUGACAAGAAGCAAUACAUUCCAACUUUUCUUUGAUUUAAAACUUGAAAAACUGGUAAAGGACUUGGAAAAACAUUUCUGUUAUGAGUUGUUUUCAGUUUUCAGACCAAUGAAUGUAAUAGGAGACUAUGGAGUUAUCAAUAUUGUCAAGUAGGCUGACUCCUAAAGAAAUUUAUGGAUAUCUGCAAGCUGCUUCUUAUCAGCAGGAGGGAAAAUACACUUUAUGUAACAGGCUUAUCAGAAAUCUGCCAGAUGAGACUGGAUAUAAUCUGAGACAAAUAAGUUCUGUUUUUUAAAACAUCUGGAUUACUUGUCACAUUUUUGUACAUUGUGACUGCUUUCAACAUACACGUCAUGUGUAAUUACAGCUUGGACUUUUGCCUUGUUGGACCUCUGUUUUGUUUUGUUAUUUGCAGUUCACAAAAUAUAGUAUUAUUCUCUACUUCUUGGUACAUUUUGUAGUAAUAUGUUUAAUAUAAUUAUUCAAGAAACUAUAUUGACAGCCAGAUAGUAUAGUAUUUCUGAAUGAAUUUUUAUCUUUUCACCACUUGAAUAUAUUGCAGUGUGUAGUGAGUUUCUAAGGUAAACUGUCUUCUUUUUUGUAUAGAUCAUUAGAUUAGAGUUUUACCACUUCUACUUUUCAUGUUAGUAGUGGAAGGCGAUUUGGAAGUGGAGUGGGCAUAGGAAUGAAAACAUUUGUAGCCAUUUUUCUUUUUUGCUCUUUUAUUGUAUUUUGGAUAAAGAUCUACUUUAACACCCCCCCCCCCCCAAUUAUCUUUUCACUGAUGCUGCUUCCAUAUGGAGCAUUGCUAUAAGUAACAUGAAAAAUUAAAUGCCACAGUGGGUAGAAAUAAUAACUGUAAAAGUAGUAAAUACUACUAUUUGGAAAUACUAUUCUCCAUCUAAAAUAUUAGCUUCACUGUCAAGAUCCCUAUGAGCAGAUUUCAGCUCAGUUUAUAGUAAAAAAACAAUGAGGGUAAAAGAAUUCAUGCUCAGGAAAUGAAUCAGCCAUAGCUAGAGUGGAAAAUAUGUUUUUUCUUUUAAAAGUAGAUUUGAUGUUUAUCUUUAUUUCCCUAGAAUAAAUUGCAUAGAAAGUAUUGCCUGUUUUAUAAAAAGAUGUUUAUUACCAUUAAUAACAAUCAUUUUAGAGCCAAAUUUAAGGAAGGGAUGUUGAAAGGGUCUUAGCUGGGCUUGCUUGGGUAGCUCUAUGCUAUCAUAUAGAAAAGACUAAGGUAAAUAAUUUACUUUUUACACCUGAAGUGACUUCUAGUAGACAAUAUCUGUUAUUGGAAAAACAGCUGUUUCUUAAUAAAAUAUCCAAGUGAUAAUGUUUUGUUUUGUUUUCUAGACUGCCAGGCCCAUUAGUGACAAUAAAUCUGUCAGCCAUCUCCUCUCUUUAUUAAAAAAAAUUACAAAACUAGUACAAACAUAAUUGAUUAAGAGAAGAAAUGGAGUAAAAAUGAUGGCUGGGAUGCAUGAUUUUAUGAGAUAAUGUGUUGAUAAUUUUAUUCUAGGAUUUUUAUUUUUGGCCUAAUACAGGAAUUUUUAAAAAGGCUUUUCUAUGAAAAUUUGAAAACUGUUCUUGAAACAAAAUUUAUAAGGGGGAGACCCUUAAAGUUAACAUAAGCCAGUGAGACAAGGACUAAUUCAGUAGAGAACACUAUUUAACUGAGUGCCCAAGAUACCAAUUUCCGUAUACACACACACACA